This is a messenger RNA of Ixodes scapularis (black-legged tick), 1107 nucleotides long. RefSeq names its product RB1-inducible coiled-coil protein 1. The record is from RefSeq and is a predicted model, not a curated record. Lineage: Eukaryota; Metazoa; Arthropoda; Arachnida; Ixodida; Ixodidae.
AGUCGCGCGGGAUUUCGACGUUUCGAGUUUUGUUUCGCAUAUCUGCUGCGCUGUUGGAUUUGUGCUACGGUAUUUGUGCUGCGCCUCGCGAUGUCCUACCACGAUCGAACGAAGCUCCUUCUUCUCAAGAAGCUCAUUCUUUUGCGGAUGCUGAAAGAACGCAGGGAGAGAGACCGCUACACUGAGAGCGAGGAUUCCACGUCGGACGAGGGUUCCAGCGAAGAAGUUAACAACGCAGCCUCAAGCGAUACCAACAGGCACUCGAGCAAGGUGGAAGCCCUACGCAAAGGAUACGAAGAGCAGAUCGCCUCUAUGAAAGCAAACAUGGAGGCAGCGCAACAUAAGCUGAACGAGAAGGAUCAAGAAUUGUCCAGGCUACGAAGCCGUUGUGGUGUGCUGACAUGGCUGCUGGAGCAGAACAGAGGCAUUGGAGGGACAGCCGAUUCUCUGGAUCGGGAGGGCAGCAACCCAUCCACCGAAUUCGUCUCGCAGAUGCAGCUCGACAACCCGUGCUCCCUGGCCGACGAUCCGGACAAGGCGAGCAUGAUGGAACCUACAGUUUGGCCACCACAGCAGGCACCCUCUGCCUUAGAGCUCCAAAACCAACUCACGUCCAAGGAGCAGGAGGUUUCUCGGCUGCAACGGAUGAUACUGGCCAUGUCGGAUCUGUUUAGCACCCAUCCUCCUACCAGACUGCCGAUAGACAAGGUGUCCGUUCUAUCGUGCGAGGCCAGAGAUGUGGUCUUGCUCAGCUUUCAUCCGGGUCGCCAGAGCUAUAUGGUCUUCCAUCUUGGAUAUGUGCUGCACUUCCCGCAUUCAGAGUGCCUCGAGACAUUGGGCCUCCAAACGGCCCCUGGAGCCGUCCGCAAGAACUGGGUGCUGGCUGAAGUGCUAGAGAAAACAUACUGCAAGGCAUGCGAGCAAUCGCAGAAGCAGUACCGGAUACGUGCUGGCACAUGGUUCUACAGCGUCAGAUGCAAGCUUUGGGACAAGGAAGCUGCCAAGAGGAGACUGUCAACCACAGCCUUCGCUGCGCGAUCUCAUUGACGGUGCGUCGCCGCCCUCCGAAGAUUCUUGGACAGCGGGAAGUUCCAGCGCAUCCAGUAA